Molecule: messenger RNA, 3438 nt
Organism: Coturnix japonica (Japanese quail)
Lineage: Eukaryota; Metazoa; Chordata; Aves; Galliformes; Phasianidae
Gene: GLP2R
Product: glucagon like peptide 2 receptor
Biological process (GO): cell surface receptor signaling pathway; adenylate cyclase-modulating G protein-coupled receptor signaling pathway
Cellular component (GO): plasma membrane
Molecular function (GO): peptide hormone binding; glucagon receptor activity
Source: RefSeq, a predicted model, not a curated record
AUGAUGAAAGCAGCUGAUGUCCUCUCUGACAGAGCUCUCUGGGGCAUGAUUGUACUUUUUGGUCUCUGCUCCAGCAUGGGGAUCUGGUCUGGAAUAUCUCCCAUACCUGUCAGCUCAGUCAUUAUAUUAUUUCUAGUUAAACAGGCCAAAGGAUCUCUGCUGGAAAAAACAACCACUGGAUGGAACAAAUACAAACAGGAAUGUCUGAAAAUGCUACAGGAAUCAGCUGUAGGUACUGGAAUACGUUGUAAUGGGACUUUUGAUCAGUUUGUUUGCUGGCCGUACUCAACCCCAGGAAAAGUAUCUGUUCCUUGUCCUUCGUAUUUGCCAUGGCUGGAAAAUGGAAGUGCAGGAAAUGUAUACAGAGUCUGCUUAGAUGAAGGAACUUGGCAAACGAAGGAAAACUCCACAGACAUUUGGCGUGACAGUUCAGAAUGUUCUGAGAAAAAUAAUCUCCAAAAAAGUGAAGAAGAACAUAAAUUACUUACCACACUACAGUUGUUGUACACUAUAGGAUAUUAUUUUUCUCUAAUCUCACUGGUUUUAGCUCUCCUUAUACUUUCUUUGCUCAGAAAACUUCACUGCACAAGAAACUACAUCCAUAUUAAUUUAUUUGCAUCUUUCAUCUUGCGUGCCACAGCCAUUCUUAUUAAAGACAAUGUACUUCACAAGAUUUACUCCAAAAGACCAAAUGAUGAAACUGGAUGGAUAUUAUACCUCAGUCCUGAGAUUCUAAUCAUUUGCAGAACUGCUCAGUUCUUCAUGCACUAUUUUGUUGGAGCAAAUUAUUUUUGGCUAUUAGUAGAAGGAAUUUAUCUGCAUACAUUGUUGAUUACUGCUGUGCUCUCAGAAAGAAGACUGCUGCAGACAUACAUAGUGAUAGGAUGGGUUGUUCCUAUUCUGUUUGUCGCCCCCUGGGGAAUAAGCAGAUCAAAACUGGAGAACACAGGGUGCUGGGGAACAAAUGAACACAUGGGAAUCUGGUGGAUCAUCCGAGGACCGAUGUUGUUUUCCAUUACAGUUAAUUUUGGCAUCUUCUUAAAAAUUCUGAGGAUGUUGAUUUCCAAACUAAAAGCCCAGAAAAUGAGCUUUCAUGACUACAAAUACAGAUUGGCAAGAUCUACACUUGUGCUGAUUCCACUGCUGGGGAUCCAUGAGUUUAUAUUUUCCUUCAUCACUGAUGAGCAGGUGGAAGGAUUUCCAAGACAUGUAAGACUUUUCAUUCAGCUGACAAUGAGCUCAUUUCAUGGUUUUUUUGUAGCAGUUUUAUACUGCUUUGCAAAUGGAGAGGUAAAAGCAGAACUCCACAAGCAGUGGUCCCGCUUCUUGCUGGCAGAACCCUUUGGUCGUAAGCUCUGCUUUCUUGGGCAAAACAUCAAAUACCUCAGGAAAUGUUCACAGAAAGAGAAAAAACAGCACCUCAGCAGCAAUCACUUGUUCGUGGAGGUGAGUGAGUCCUGGGGCAUGAAGCUCCAGCAGGUACUGGUGAAGGAGAGGGCAGUUCCAUGCAUGAAACCAGGCCGUGCACUUCCAUCUCAUCUGCGGGCAAGUGUGUCAGAUAGCAGUGAAGAAGUGACCACUGGAGAGACAACUGAGGAGGUGGUCUUUGAAGAAAGUGAAAUCUAGAAAGAAGUCCACUAGGACAGCACCUUCCAACAGCCACAGUAUUUCGAAAGAUCAUCUUCUUUCACCUCCAGGCUGCACAGAUCUCUGUGAUGUGCAACACAGAGAAAAAGCAGUCGUACUUCCUGCCAGUUUCAGCUGUUCCACCUUGACUGACUGGGAGAAAACUGUUCCUAACCCGUGUGGCUGGGGAGGAGGAGGUGCAUCAAAAAAUCCUUUGGGUUGGCUAAUAUAGAUAAUAACAUGCUGAGAUAUACACAAACAACUACUUUCAGGUUAACCCAGAUGCAUUUUAUUUAAGCAAAGGCUUGGGAUGAAGCAAAUUUUGGCUUGAAUGCUUAAGCUUCUUUCCUUAUGGUCUAGUGCUGGAAAUGUCUAUAUGAAGUGACAGAUCAAAAAGUACUUAUUCUUUUCUAAAUGCCCAAAUGAAACAUUUUUGCAGAAGUGUUAAUUUUUGUUUUCACACUUUUUCGGAGCAAACCACACAUUCUGAUCCAUAUGCACGUUACCCUAACUGUUCUGAAGACAUGCGUUAUGACUGGCCUAAGUAAUGAAACAGAUCAGUGGGAAGUGCCGCUUCCACCUUCCCCCUGAGGUACUCAGCAUAGAUAAUGGAUAACGGAUUGUAUUCACAUUGAAAGAUAAUUGUGAAAUUUAUCCACCAGCAUUUAAAAUUUCCAUUAUCAUACACAACUCUCCUGAAGACCUGAGGAAUUCAGGUUUGUUAAUAUCUAUCUGAUGAGCCAGCCUGCAAACUUGCCAACACAAGCCUAUGCAUCAUACUGAAAGGAGAAAGAUAAAUAAAGAUUAGCAAAUAAUACUUACCUACACCAUAAGUCUAUACUCUGGGCACGCACACUGUAAUUACUGAGCAAGCAGCAAGUUACAUAGCAUUUGAGCAAUUUCAGUUCAAAACUUACCAGUGUUACCCGUUGUGAUAUACUGAUUCUGUGCAGAGGACAGAUAAGUUCACUGACAAGUGCCAAUCUAGAAUACAUUUGAACUAUUCAAUUUCUGGUACUUUUCAAAAAAGUAUUUCUUUUAUAGUUUUAUCAAAGUUAAAAAUUUAGUCUCUUUAGUAUAUGUAGAUAACAUAUUAUUAAAAAGUAAAUAUUUGAUCAAUAUGAAAAUAUAUUCUCAGUUUUGAAGGGCUUUUUUCCUAGAAUGUUUGUUUUGCUUAUAAUAUUUUAAUGCAACGGAUUACAGGCACCUGACACUACAUAUCUGCUGAUGUCUUCUCAAAUUUAAAGAUUGACUUCUUCCAGAGAUUUUUUUUUGUGCUAUUAAAAAGCCUUCAGCAGUUUAGAAUGCAUUUUAGAUGGGUGCUAAAAAAUGUUAACACUGUAAGAAAUUUAUUGUAUCUCAGUAAAAUACCUUUUUACUAUAGAGUAUUUCUGUUUCCAUUUCAAAUCUUCACAAAUCCUCUGCUAUGCUAAGAGUCAAGUUGGUUUGGAGUACAUUCAUAGUCAGUCCCAAAGUCACACAGAACAGCUGCAAGAUGCAGCUGUUUGUAAGCCAUGUCAUUGAAGUUAUCUUCAGGAAAGUAUGUGGGAGCUGCCACAGCAUCAGGCUACAUCUGUCGGCUCAGCUUCUUCUUUUAUCAUAUGCUUUGCAUUCAAUGGUUAUUUUCUCCGUGUACAACUAAAUUCUUUCCAGUUUUUAAAAGGGGAUUAUAAACAGGAGGAGAAUCAAGGGUAGACAGUGGUAAAAAGGGUGCCCAUUUUACAAGGGUAGACAGUGAUAGGACAAGGCGGAAUGGCAUUAAGCUCAAGGAGGGAAGGUCUAGGUUGGAUGUCAAUGGGAAGUUCUUCACAG